CCCAAGUAACUUUCAAAAGAAAACGUUUGGUUGGUUUGGUGACACGCCUCGUUGGCAUUGUGGCAUUGUAUGCUUGCUUUACUGUACGCCGGCUAGCUUGGAAGGUAAACAAUGUCGCACGUGAAAAGGCUGGUGCUCUCCAUAGUGCAGUUCCUUAGGCAGCAGCUCCAGACUGCCGACUUGAGCUCCGACGCAAAAGAAAGUGUUGAAGUGGCUGUCCAGUGCCUGGAGACUGCGUACGGAGUGAGCAUCGAUGACCUUUCCAAUGACAGCCUCCUCGUGUCGAGGACACUCCUAGACAUUUUUCGCGAAGUUGUGGUCCAGGAACACGCACAGGUGCACGAGACGUUGCCCGAGCCCACGGAGGCGCAGAGGGCUGAGGCCGAAAAAUACAAACAAGAAGGCAACAACAUGAUGAAACUAGAAAUGUACACAGCAGCCUUGGAAUGUUACACAAAGGCCAUCAGUUUGGACGGGAACAAUGCGGUGUAUUACUGCAACAGGGCUGCAGCGCACAGCAAGCUGAACAACCAUGCAGACGCCAUCGAGGAUUGCCAGAGGGCUUUGGACAUCGACCCAAAGUAUGGCAAGGCAUACGGACGGAUAGGUCUAGCCUAUGCGAGUCUUAACGAACACCAGAGAGCCAAGGAGUGCUACCAGAAAGCGGUAGAACUGGAUCCCGAGAACCAGAGCUACAUCAACAAUCUCAGGGUUGCCGAAGAGAAGCUGCGCGGAAUGCCCAGUCCGGGCAAUGGCGACGCACGCCGAGCCGGCGGAGUUGGUGGAGGGGCGCCGAUGGACUUUGGCAGUCUUCUAAACAACCCCACCCUCAUGAACAUGGCGGCCACCUUGAUGCAGGACCCCACCAUGCAAAACAUGAUGGCUGGCUUGAUGUCCGGUGGGAUGAGCCAGAAUACUGGGGGCGGCUUGGAUGCACUCCUUCAGGCCGGUCAGCAGUUGGCGUCGCAGAUGCAGGCCUCCAACCCCGAACUGGUGGAACAGUUGAGACGUCACAUGAGCAACUCAAACUCUUCGGACGCCAGCAAUCAGGACCCGUCGGCGGGGAACCCAGACGCGGACAACUAGGUGUGCUAGGACUCUACCUUCCAAGAGUAACGCGAAAUAACACAAAAUAAAAACACCAUUGAUCCUUGUUCAGUCCCAUUAGAAACUAUGACAAAAGGGCGGAGGUUAAAACCAGACUCGUUUUGGGGGGACAAAAUGUCAUAGUCUCCGCCAAGCAGACACAACACGACUCAGUUUUUGAAAUAAAAAAAAGAAAAAACACUCAU
This is a messenger RNA of Ixodes scapularis (black-legged tick), 1292 nucleotides long. Its product is annotated as small glutamine-rich tetratricopeptide repeat-containing protein beta. The transcript is spliced from 11 exons. NCBI's taxonomy places the organism in Eukaryota, Metazoa, Arthropoda, Arachnida, Ixodida, Ixodidae. The record is from RefSeq and is a predicted model, not a curated record. Gene Ontology annotation, molecular function: protein binding; molecular adaptor activity. The coding region runs from base 112 to 1086 and encodes 324 amino acids. Gene Ontology annotation, biological process: post-translational protein targeting to endoplasmic reticulum membrane. Gene Ontology annotation, cellular component: membrane; TRC complex.